Botrytis byssoidea is the source of this 2085-nucleotide messenger RNA. RefSeq lists its product as uncharacterized. Lineage: Eukaryota; Fungi; Ascomycota; Leotiomycetes; Helotiales; Sclerotiniaceae. Bases 1 to 2085 code for a protein of 694 amino acids. The record is from RefSeq and is a predicted model, not a curated record. The transcript has 4 exons.
AUGGGUGCAAGUUCAGCUUUGUAUCUGAUGGCCCGGGCGGAACUUUACGAUGGCUCGGAACCCGCGUCGACCUUCCUGAAAGAUGUACAGAGUUCUGGGAACAAUACAGUCGCAGAGGGGAUUAUAGAAAACUUGGUGUUUGCAGAAAGCAAAUCGGUCCGGACAUCGACUAUUAUUCUAGCAGCCUUUAAUGUACUAGCUUCUUUUGCCACAGCAGCCAGUAUUCUUUACGACUGCUACUGGGCAUCGAAACGAUGCAACCCCAAGUUUAAAGCUUCAAAAUUCUGCGUCUCCAUGAUUCAUCCAGCGGAAACUUUCCCUUUGGUACUAUCUAUUGGUAUUGUAAUUCAAGGACUUAUCUUUGCUGCAGUUCAAGGAGAAGGCCUUCACUCAUUAUUUACAUUUGGAUGCGGUACAAUCGCUCAAUUUAUGUGGAUCGCUCUUUUCAUUGUUCCAUAUAUUCAACUUGUGUUCGGACUCGAAUGUGCUAUAAGAUCUUUGAAGAAAACCCCUUUCCAACCAAGAGGAAAAUACGAUGUGUCCAUAUGCUUAGGAACAAUUGUGUUGAUGUUGGUUGCCACUUGGAUCCCAACAAAUCUCUUUCCACAAAAGAAUAGAUGCUUUGCUUCAUUGGUAUGGUUCGUGUCAAGAUAUGGAACUUUUGGGCUCAUUGUAUAUUCUGCUGUCGCCGGUCUCCUAAUUAUCAGUGCUCUCACUAUAUUUGUCAGACUAUCCAAGACAACUUUGGUAGAGCGCAAUCAAAGAAUUGCAGCAUCUCGUAUGGUGUAUUAUCUCGUUGUAGGUCUCGUAUCAUUGGGUUUCGUAAUUCCAUACUUCAUUUCCCAAGCAAUCGGACAUGGUAACUUCAAGCUAGCCAUGAUGGCAACUGUGGUCCUCAAUUUGUCCGGUCUGAUGAACGGUUUACUUCACUUAUUCUUACGGUCGAACACUGCAACAACAUCAUUUGGGCCAAGAGGCAGGUCCUGGCCUAGUAAUAAGCAUGAGAUUAGGAUGUGGGGACCAAAUGAGUUGGCAUUCAGCGACCAGAUAAUGGACCCUGUUCCAGCGCCAGUAUCUCCUAGAUCAGGGUUAGUAAGUCGAGCAGAAAGCCAGAAAAGUUUGAUCACUUCCUCGGACAAAAGCAAGUUCAUUAGUAUGACCGACUUAUUUGUUCCGCAAUCAUCCACUUAUUCACCGACGAAGCCAAAUCCUCUACGCUCGAAUUUCGUUACCCAAAUGUCAUCGGUACCAAUUCCUCCGACUCCUACUGAGCAUUUGCCUUCAGAGUAUACGAGAAAACAAUCAUACUCUCUUUUCCCAGCACCGGCUCGCGAUAGCCUUGACACAUUAGAACCUCCACACAUGAACAGAUCUGCAUUGGAAUCAGUAUACGAUAUUAGCGAUCUUUCCGAUCUGGUACCACCUCCACCUCUUCACGGUAAGAUUGGACAUAGAAGAGGCUCUUCUGUAUCUUCAUCAGCAACAGUUCAAAUUGGUAUUCGUUUCUCGCAAGCACCACCUCCAGUCAUUCCUAAAACUAUCCCCUUCGCCCUCCCAGCAACAACUUACGAAUUGACUCCACUUCCCGCGACUACUUUUCAAACUCCCGCUCCCCCGUCAAUGACCUACUCUCCUACAUCAAAAUUGAAUCCCAUUCCAAAGACCAUGACUGCUCCAUCUAGAGCUCAUCUCCCUCCACUACAGACGAAAAAUCUGACUGGAAAUUCCAUUCCAAUCCCACCUCGCUCACCAUUCCGACCUCCUCCUACCGCCAGUACAAACAUCACCAAUCAACGACAACAAUCCCCUACCAUGUCAUAUUCUCCUCGCUCUACCUCACCGCAACAAUCACCAUCCUUCGUCAACAAGACUCUCCCGGGGGUUCCAAAACCAUCAACCCUAAAACAGCCAGCAAUCGAACGCUUAGAGAACUCAGAUGCAAUAUUCCAACUGAGUCCAACUGUUUACACACCACCUGGAGACUCGCCCCAGCGAAAAGGUUCCGUGAGGACCAUCCCCAUUAGAUCGGAUUCCAACCGUCGACAGUCAAGGCUAAGACAGGGAAGCAAUGGCCAAUGGAUAUGA